CAGUCAGCGGACAUCGCGCGGAGAGUAUACUGAACAGCUUUCCCGGACCCCCUACGGAGACGGAGGAUAUAACAAGUAGAAAAGUGGCUUUUUUAAAUUUCUUGUGAUUCGGGAAACACGUUUUUGUCGGGUUUCGAUAUUCGAUGAUGGAUGAUCCGAGCGCUGGGAAUAUUCGGUUAAUGUGUUUAAAAUAAUGUAAAAACUCGUGUGAAGGAGCACGCUCCAAAAAUGUUUGCGAAAAUAAAACAGAGGUGCUAAACUCCUGUGAUACCGAAGGAAUCGUUCGCCCCCGAGGGCGUGAAACCUGAAACAAUUCGCACGCUAAUAUUGAUUGUGUGAAAAACGGACGAUUUUGAAUCCCGUACUACCCACCCGCAAUCCUGCUUCCGCACCAGGCAUUGAAUUUGUUUCAGUUCUGCCUCUCUGUGUGUUACCCCCACCCCGCCUCCUGCCAACAGUCUAACGCACGUCAACUCGCGGUAGAAUCCUUCAGCUGGCUGGUGUGAUAAAGGAACUGGCAGAAUUCGCGUGUCAAUCCGUCCGUGCGUUUUCAUCCUGCUACCACCGUACUCGUUCCGUUCGCUCAUCGGAGGAACUCGUUGAGAACGCGAGAGAGAGAUCGAACGUGGACACAUACGAUUGUGGGAGAGAAACAAUCGGGAGAGCUGGGUGGUGAGUUCCUUCUCAAAUGUUGGUAAGUUCCGCGUGCAGAUCUCACCAACUGAAACCAAUGCAUGAUUUGUACGGGGUGGUCGGGAAAUUCUGUGAUUUUCCUCGCGAAUCAGUACAGAAGGAUCACACAGUGAGCAUCCUCUCGCGGCUCAUAAGGAUUCGCCUGUUUUCGGCUGACUCUUCGCCGUUUGCUACUGCUCCCACCGCUGGUACUGGUGUGUGACUGUUAAGGGCGGUUCCGCAGACUGGUAACAUUGCUCUGCACCGUUGCAGAAGUGAUUUGCCUAUUUUUGCGGGUUAAAACUGUAGAAAACUAGCGUGGAAAAGUGCUUGUUCUAGGACGAAAGUGGCCAGUGAUUUCGAGUGUAUAUUAUUUCGAUUGGCGUGAUUGUUCCGGCUGUUCAAUUUCGGUAAAUGUUCAAAGCCUGAAGUAGGCCGCAAGGUGAGCAAAAGAAAACCUCAUCUACAGUGUGAGUUGUCCCCGGGGAGACAAACUUUCGUCGGCGUAUUUGGCUGAAUAUUAUAGACUCCCGUGUGAUCGAAGGGCUCAAUCGUGCGAAUAAGUUAAACCGUGUGUAUUCCUAGAAUUAGUUGGUCAUGAAUCAGUGCAAAGAUUGCAAACAUUUGCCUGUUCAAAAUUGCUGGCCCUUGACGCAGCCCCGAAAAUAUCGAUAAAAGAUUGUGUGUGGACCACAGAGACAGAAAGGGAGACAUUGUGAGAGCCAGAGUGGGACACCCUCCGCGAAAAUCGUUGGGGAGAGCGAAGCAGAAAUCGCUGAAGUGAAAGAGCGAUUGUGUGUGAGUGUAUGUCAAAUGUGUGCAAGUGAGAAGGAAUUGCUAAUGGAAAAGCUGAUGAUACUUUGAGCCCAGGCUGCGGCGAAUCGGCACCUCACCGGAGGACAUCAGGGUCAGGGGAAGACAAGUGUGCAAAUUCGAUUUUUUGUCUCACUCUUCGGAACACUUCCCUUCACCCUAACUUUUCGGGUUUGUUUUCAUCCCAGUGGCCCACUGGAGCGCCAGCAGGCCAGCAGUGCUAGGUAAAAUACAUCCCAUUACCACCCACUCGCUCGCACGUUCUCGCUCAGUGUACCGUUCACUCAUCGCUCUGCCUGGAUGUGUGUGACUAAGUGUUUAUGCGAAAAACAGAGUGUGGUGCUCGGACGGCGAAAAAAGCAGAACUAGGAGAAAGCAAACAAUGUGGAAAAGCGUGAAAAACUGCUGAAAAUUACACAACUAUAAAUUGUGCUCGGGCUGCAACAAAUACGACCGGAGAAGAAAAGGAUCCUUUUAUCCUCUCGAAAAACAAAAUCCUUAGUCGACAGAUAAAUAUACCACUGAGUGUGUAAGUGUGUUUGGAACUGAAAGGGACGGGAAAAGUAGUGCCAGGACUCCUGCAGCUGGAAGAUUUUGCAGCACGAAUCUUGUAAAUCCGAUAGAACAAAGUGAAUUUUUUCCGCUCCUGACGAAACAAGGAAAAACAAUAGUUCCAACAGAAAAAAGCUAGUGUCCUUUUUGGAAAAAAUAGGAAGUUACGGUUUGUGAAAUAUAGUGAGUGAUUCCUAGUAAAAGAAAAAAAAACCUUGAGUGCGGAUAGAUUAUUGUUCGGUGAACUUCAAAGAACUGUCGCUGUAAGGCUAAUUCGAGUGCUGUGUGCGUGUGAAAUCGGGUGCCACAUUAGCAAGCAAACGAACGGAAGGAAAAAUACCGGAGGUCCCAAUCACAAAUACACAGGUCGUGCGUUUCUAAGAAAAUAAAAGAAGAAAUUAAACGUUUGGGAGGUUCGCUGUGUUUGAAUUGUUGGCGUACGAGAUUUGCUCAGCUGAAGUUCGCGGAAUUAAGCUUUCUGCAUCAUACUGAACAGCUUUAAGGCGGCAGCUGGCUUGAAGCAAGGUCCUGCUCAGGGACCGCACCGACACGCCGGAAGUGUGAAGACAAAAACUUUUGCCAGUGAACGAUUAGUGGUAAAUAUCAAAACAUAGGAAAAAUAAACCAUUCGAAUAGUUGAUUCCCGUAGUGUUUUAUCGCAAAGUGACAGUGUUCUUAGACAUAGCGCAAGUGAAAAACCAACAACCAAAUGCAGCAAAUUCCUCGGUGUGUGAAAGUGCAUAAGCUAUAGCAACUAGACAAAAAUAUCGUCACUAUCGAAAAUAUGUGCGCUAGCUAGCUCGGAUUCCUGCAGCAUCCGCAAAGUGUUCAUUUUUUUCUUUCGUUGCCGUUUCGUGUGUUGUUGCUAGUGAAAAGUGGUGCUGAUAGCGGCAUCUACCGGAAUUGCAACCGCCACCAAUAUCGUCAUCGUUCGGCUCGAGUGCAGUGGAGUGGAGUGGAGUGGGGAGUGCUGCGCAGCAUCUAGUAGCAAUCAUCCGUAGUUUUCGUUGGCAGCAGCAGCGGAACUAAUCAAUCCUGCCGGUGGAUACUCGAAAUGGCUGGAUUGUCCAUUAAGCUGGCCGUCUCCAUGCUAUGGCGGCAUACGGUGACCCUUCGAUGAUCUCUCCUCCGUCUUCCAUUUCGAACGGCCCAGAGCCUCAGUUACCGCCGUUACCGCCACCGUUACGUUCGACGCAAGUGCUACAACCGCUGUCAGUGUUCCCAGUAUCAACCUUGAGACACGAAGCCACGUAUGAUUAUGUCUUUGGAGGGCCACUGGACUCGCAGGCCCUGUCAUCAACGCUUAAGCUGACCUCACCUCCAAUACGACUGCGCCCAGACGUGUACCGUUCCCAAUCGAUCGAUUCGCAGCGCAGCAGUGGCGUAGACGAUGGGCGUUCCUCGUCCGCACAGCACUCACAGCAUCAUCGGUCGUCCCGUGCUAGUUCACUUAAGCGAUCAAGAUACGUAGGAAACGACGGAACCGCUUCCCUUGGCUCCCGCAAGAGCGAUCGAAGCAAUGGGGAGGAUGAGGAUUCAUUGCGUCAGAUGCUUAUCGAGUUGCAGAAGCAGGUCAGCGUGAUGAGCAUGAAUCUGUCGGCGAAGUUAGACGAUCUGCAGCGGGGUGACCGGCAUCUCGAGACCACGGUCGCCCUCUGCGAGAUUCGGACGCAACUGCAGGAGCUCACCAAGUCGGUGGAGAGCUGUCAGACCGAGGUCUCGGAGGUGAAACGUGAUAUGGUACAAAUCAAGCAUGAACUGGAUACCGUGCAACAGGUCAAGGAGGAGAUCGAAGAACUGCGGGAGUACGUGGAUCGGCUGGAGGAGCAUACACACCGGCGGAAGCUACGCCUAUUGGAGCAAGGUCUCACGUUCUUCCUGACGUACGCGAUCUUCGCGGCGGUCCUCGGGAUGUUACAGUUCGGUUACAAUACCGGCGUCAUCAACGCGCCCGAAGUCAACAUUGAAAACUUCAUGAAGGACGUGUACAAGGACCGGUACGGAGAGGACAUCAGCGAGGAGUUCAUCCAGCAGCUGUACUCGGUGGCAGUGUCAAUAUUCGCCAUCGGCGGUAUGCUGGGAGGAUUCAGCGGUGGAUGGAUGGCCAACCGAUUCGGAAGGAAAGGUGGCCUGCUGCUAAACAACGUGCUCGGUAUCUCGGGUGCUUGCCUGAUGGGAUUCACAAAGAUGAGUCAUUCCUAUGAAAUUCUAUUCCUCGGACGAUUUAUAAUUGGUGUCAAUUGUGGCUUAAACACAUCAUUAGUACCAAUGUAUAUAUCUGAAAUUGCUCCAUUAAAUUUAAGAGGUGGUUUAGGUACCGUUAACCAAUUGGCUGUGACCGUAGGAUUAUUAUUAUCACAAGUACUGGGUAUAGAACAAAUUUUAGGAACUAAUGAUGGCUGGCCCGUGCUGUUAGGGCUUGCCAUCUGUCCAGCUGUAUUACAAUUACUACUCUUGCCUAUCUGUCCCGAGUCACCUAGAUAUUUACUAAUUACGAAACAGUGGGAGGAGGAAGCCCGAAAAGCUCUCCGGCGGCUGAGGGCGUCCAAUCAGGUAGAGGAAGACAUCGAAGAAAUGCGUGCCGAGGAGCGAGCGCAGCAGUCGGAAAGCAGCAUAUCUACGCUCGAACUGAUAUGCUCGCCGACGCUGCGGGCGCCACUCAUCAUCGGAAUUGUGAUGCAGCUGAGUCAGCAGUUUAGUGGAAUUAAUGCCGUAUUCUACUACUCAACGUCGCUCUUCAUGAGCUCAGGUCUAACGGAGGAAAGUGCUAAAUUUGCCACAAUAGGAAUCGGUGCAAUAAUGGUUGUGAUGACACUCGUAUCAAUACCACUAAUGGAUAGAACCGGUCGACGAACACUGCAUUUAUACGGAUUAGGUGGAAUGUUUAUAUUUUCAAUAUUCAUAACGAUAUCAUUUUUAAUAAAGGAGUUUUUUGGUUACGUGCAGGAAAUGAUCGACUGGAUGUCCUACCUGUCGGUGGUGUCAACGCUGGGGUUCGUGGUGUUCUUCGCCGUCGGACCGGGUUCGAUCCCGUGGAUGAUCACUGCCGAGCUGUUCAGCCAGGGACCGCGGCCAAGCGCGAUGGCCAUCGCGGUGCUGGUCAACUGGAUGGCGAACUUCGUCGUUGGAAUUGGUUUCCCAAGUUUAAAGACUGCCUUGGAAAAUUAUACAUUCCUACCGUUUAGUGUAUUUUUAGCAAUAUUUUGGAUAUUUACAUAUAAAAAGGUUCCUGAGACCAAAAACAAAACAUUCGAAGAAAUUUUAGCACUAUUUAGGCACGGGAAUGGAAGACACAUUCGUGAUAGUAGACUGUACGGGAGUAUGCUAAACUGCGUAAAUAACCUGGAGCCGCAGAGUAUGAACUCGGGUAUCGAACGUGCCGCGCUGAUGAUCUCCGAGGAAAAGACCCAGCACGAUUCACUGUUCGGAACGGGUACCCUGGACGGUGAGAUGGGUCCCUACCCGGUAGGGGACGGCGAGAUGGGUCCCUAUCCGGUAGGAGCGAACUACACGCUCGCCUUCGGUACGGCGGCACUGACGGGCUACGGAAGCGAAAGCUUGACAAUCACCGGAGUCGGUGGCAGCAGCCGGCUCAACUAUGGAACGACGGGACCAACCGUUAGUACAACUUGCUCACCGAUGCCAAAUAGACGUACGCGUGAUGUAGCGGGACGAGCCGGCCGAGGAGGCGGAACCGGAGGCGGCGAUAGUGGUUGUUCCGGCGGCAGCAACGGCAUUGCCGCCCGGGACAGUUUCCGGCGACAUUCGGCCCACGGGCGGAUAGUGUGCUCAGCUGCUUCCGAACGUUGUGCCGAAAACGCAAGAAACACUCAAAUGCGAACUCCUACCUGUGCGCCCCAUCACCAUCAUCAGCAAGUACCUGUCUGCCAGAACACAGGGCCUUGACUGAAAAGCACCGCCUCGACUCCUCCUAACUCAAUUGCCAACUCGCGGUACGUCAGCAUCGA
Molecule: messenger RNA, 6005 nt
Organism: Topomyia yanbarensis
Lineage: Eukaryota; Metazoa; Arthropoda; Insecta; Diptera; Culicidae
Gene: Glut1
Product: glucose transporter type 1
Exons: 20
Coding region: 3130-5943 (937 amino acids)
Biological process (GO): monosaccharide transmembrane transport
Cellular component (GO): membrane
Molecular function (GO): hexose transmembrane transporter activity
Source: RefSeq, a predicted model, not a curated record